Molecule: messenger RNA, 3949 nt
Organism: Myzus persicae (green peach aphid)
Lineage: Eukaryota; Metazoa; Arthropoda; Insecta; Hemiptera; Aphididae
Gene: SMC1
Product: structural maintenance of chromosomes protein 1A
Exons: 21
Coding region: 230-3949 (1239 amino acids)
Biological process (GO): sister chromatid cohesion
Cellular component (GO): nucleus; cohesin complex; chromosome
Molecular function (GO): ATP binding; ATP hydrolysis activity; protein binding
Source: RefSeq, a predicted model, not a curated record
GUUAUCACUUCGUUUGUUUUCUGUAGGAACUACAACUGCACUAGGCUGAAACUACUUGCUACCUGGUAGGUUUGUUUUAUUUAGUACUUUUCUCCCGUAAUUAUACAACUAAGUACAGUGAUAUAUGUGUGAGCAAUUGUGUUUGCUUUGAACAUAUUCAUUUUUGUCUUCAUAUGGCGUUCAUGUAUAUUAUGUUCGAAUAAUCGUUGCCUGACAAAUCAUCAUCAUCAUGCCGCCAGUACUAAAAUGCAUCGAAAUGGACAACUUCAAGUCCUACAGGGGUCAUCAUAUGAUUGGUCCUCUGAAGAACUUUACUGCUGUCAUUGGACCCAAUGGUUCUGGUAAAUCUAACUUUAUGGACGCCAUAAGUUUUGUUAUGGGUGAAAAAACUACCAGCCUCCGAGUAAAACGUCUCAGUGAUCUUAUACAUGGUGCUUCUGUUGGACAACCUGUCUCUCGCAGUGCUAGUGUAACUGCAGUUUUCAAAAUGGAUAGUGAAGGAACUGAAAAACGAUUUACUAGAACUGUGCAAGGAUCGUCAUCAGACUAUCGAAUUAACGAUGAAUCGGUCCCCAAUCAAGAAUAUUUUGCACAGUUAGAACAGAUUGGUGUGAAUGUUAAAGCAAAAAAUUUCUUGGUAUUUCAAGGUGCAGUUGAAUCAAUUGCUAUGAAAAAUCCAAAAGAAAGAACCGCUUUAUUUGAAGAAAUUAGUGGUUCUGGAGCAUUAAAAGAAGAUUAUGAUCGAUUGAAAGCAGAAGUGAUGAAAGCAGAAGAAGAAACUAAUUUCACAUACUUGAAAAAAAGAGGAGUUGCUGCUGAGCGUAAAGAAGCAAAGUUAGAGAAAGAAGAAGCAGAAAAGUAUCAAAAACUCAAGGAUGAAUUAGCACAAAAAGAAGUUGAAUAUCAGUUAUUUCGUUUGUAUCAAAAUGAGAAUAUGAUAAAAAAUUACGAACAAGAUUUAGAAGACCGUAAAAAAGAAGUUGCUAAAGUAGAAAGUAAAAAGGAAAAAGCCGAAGAAGUAGUUAAAGAAAAAAAAAAGGAGCAAGGCAAGGCUAGUCGUGAUCUGGCUAAAGUUGAACAAGAAAUCAGAGAAAUAGAGGUAGAGAUUAAUAAAAAACGUCCAUCAUUCAUCAAGUCCAAAGAAAGAGUGGCACAUAUACGUAAAAAAUUAAACACUGCAAAAAAGUCUUUAGCCGAAGUAGUAAUGGCCAAUGAUGCUCACAAAAAGGAUAUUGAUGAAUUGGAAGCUGAACUUAAAGAAGUUGAAAAACGGCGCCAUGAUUAUGAAGAACAAGUGGCUGGAGAAAGUCAUAGUCAGGGAAGAGAUGUUCAGUUAGAAGAUGCUCAAGUUUCGGAGUACAAUAAUUUGAAAAUUGAUGCUCGUAAACAGUCUGCAUUAUUUUUACAAGAGCUAGAUUCUAUCAACAGAGAACAAAAAGCUGAUCAAGAUAGGUUAGAUAAUGAGUUGCGCUUGAGAUCAGAACUUGAAAAUAAAAUAAAACAGAAAACUCAUGAAAAAGAAGAGGCCCAAAAGCGAGUGGACAAAUUAACUGAACAUAUUAAAUCUAGUGAAACUGCAUUGGAAGAACAGAGACGUUUAUUUGACGAUCUCCGUAAAGAUGUUGGUUCGUCCAAAGAUAAAGUGUCCAAGCUUCAAAGGGAUUUAGAUAAUGUUACUGAACAGUUGGGUGAUGCUAAAGUUGACAAACACGAUGAUAACAGACGUAAAAAGAAACAAGAGCUAGUUGAAAAUUUCAAAAAAGCAUAUCCAGGAGUGUAUGACCGCUUGAUCAACAUGUGUCAUCCUAUUAGCAACCGUUAUAAUGUAGCGAUUACAAAGGUGUUAGGUAAGUACAUGGAGGCCAUUAUUGUGGAUUCUGAGAAAACUGCACGUUUGUGCAUUCAAUACUUGAAAGAUCACAUGCUGGACCCGGAAACAUUUUUGCCCAUUGAUUAUUUGCAAACAAAACCACUGAAGGAGAGAUUACGAAACAUAAGUCGUCCACACAAUGUCAAGCUCAUGUAUGAUGUACUGGAAUUUGAUCCAGAAAUUGAUAGAGUUGUUUUGUUUGCAACCAACAAUGCUCUAGUAUGUGAAUCUCCUGAAGACGCCAAUCAUGUGGCUUAUGAACUUGAAAGAGAUGGAAGAUAUGACGCUGUUGCAUUAGAUGGAACAUUUUAUCAAAAAUCUGGUAUUAUAUCUGGAGGCAGUUUGGAUUUAGCUCGUAAAGCAAAACGUUGGGAUGAAAAACAUAUGACUCAAUUGAAGGCUUCUAAAGAAAAAUUAUCUGAAGAAUUGCGAGAUGCUAUGAAGAAAUCGCGUAAAGAGUCUGAACUCAAUACUGUUGACUCCCAAAUAAAAGGUUUAGAUAUGAGACUCAAGUAUGGUAAAACUGAUAAAGAAAACACUCUUAAACAAAUCAGAGAUUUGGAAAAGGAAUUGAAAUUCUUAGAAAACAAAUUAGAAGGGAGUGGACCACGUAUCGAAGAAAUUGAAAGAACAAUGCGGACUCGUGAUAUUGAAAUUCAGUCUAUGCGGGGUCGCAUGAAUUCAGUCGAGGAUGACGUGUUUGCUGAUUUUUGUCGUCAAAUUGGCAUGACUAACAUUCGUCAGUAUGAAGAACGUGAACUAAGGUCACAGCAAGAGAGGGCUAAAAUUCGUUUGGAGUUUGAAAACCAGAAAAAUCGAAUAAUGAGUCAAUUAGACUUUGAACGUACCAAAGACACACAGAACAAUGUGACACGUUGGGAGAGAGCAGUUCACGAUGAUGAAGAUGAACUUGAACGUGCCAAACAGGCAGAACAGAAGCAAAUGUCUGAAAUAGAGAUGGACAUGAAAGAAGUGGAUAGACUGAAAGCUCAGCGACAAACUAAAAAACAAGAAGUAGAUCAAAUGGACGAAGUGAUCAGCAAGGCAAGAAAAGAAGUCGGUGCUAUUGCUAAAGAUAUUCAAGCAGCUCAAAAGCAAGUAACUAACUUGGAGAACAAAGUAGAAAUGCGUAGAGCUGAUCGACAUGCAAUCCUAACUCACUGUCGGAUGGAGGACAUUAACAUACCGCUAUUACAAGGUAAUUUGGAAGAUAUUAUUCAAGAACAAUCUGUGAAUAACUCUGAAGAACAAGGGCGAGACAGUACAGCCAACACACAAGAGAUAUAUGAUCAGGAAGCAAGAAUUACUGUGGAUUACUCUUCAUUACCCGAUAAUCUCAAGGAUUUAGAAGAUUUAGAUGACAUUAAAAAAUUGACUGAUAAAAUGGCAAAAACUAUGGCUGAACAAUCGAUGAAACUGCAAAAGAUUCAUGCCCCUAAUUUCAAGGCAAUGCAAAAAUUGGAUCAAGCUAGGGAGAAAAUGCAAGAAACCGAUCGGGAAUUUAACACAGCCAGGACUCGCGCAAAGAAAGCUAAACAGAACUUUGAGCGUAUUAAGAAAGAGAGACACAACAAAUUCACUGAAUGUUUUGAGCAUGUAGCCAAUGAAAUUGAUUUGAUUUAUAAGGCCUUGUCGAAAAAUCAAUCGGCUCAGGCUUUCUUGGGACCUGAAAACCCAGAAGAACCUUAUUUGGAUGGCAUAAACUACAAUUGUGUAGCUCCAGGAAAACGUUUCCAACCCAUGUCCAAUUUAUCAGGAGGAGAAAAAACCGUCGCUGCAUUAGCUUUGUUAUUUGCCAUUCACAGUUAUCAGCCAGCUCCAUUUUUUGUACUCGAUGAAAUAGAUGCUGCUCUGGACAAUACUAAUAUUGGGAAAGUCGCUUCCUAUAUUCUACAGAAAAAAACCAAUUUACAAACUAUCGUUAUAUCUCUUAAAGAAGAAUUCUUCCAUCACGCCGAUGCUCUUGUUGGGAUCUGUCCAGAUGAAGGACAAUGUUUAAUCAGUAAAGUGAUAAUGAUGGACCUCGCUGAGUAUCCGUUGGCUGAAACUGAUGAAGCUAUAGCAUUUUCUCUACGUUAA